Aspergillus steynii IBT 23096 is the source of this 1793-nucleotide messenger RNA. Its product is annotated as putative flavin dependent monooxygenase. Gene Ontology annotation, molecular function: N,N-dimethylaniline monooxygenase activity; flavin adenine dinucleotide binding; NADP binding. The transcript is spliced from 2 exons. Lineage: Eukaryota; Fungi; Ascomycota; Eurotiomycetes; Eurotiales; Aspergillaceae. The coding region runs from base 221 to 1684 and encodes 487 amino acids. The record is from RefSeq and is a predicted model, not a curated record.
UAAGGUUGGCAUUUCUCUGCUCGCAUGCCAUCAAGGGCUGUCGCGAGGUCCCGAAGCACGACAUAUCAUGGCGGGGUGGCAACACCCGUACUAAAGUCAACCCCCCCGCCAGCUUCGUUAGAUGCCGGAUUCCUCUUCCUCAUUCACCUGCAAUCCAUUCCCCUCAAGUCAACUAGAGGGGUUCUUCCACGAUUGGACCCGUUGAAUCCGUGAUCGAGCCAUGACAGUUUCAACGCAGAUCCGUCGAAUUGCGGUUAUCGGUGCGGGCCCAUCGGGUCUAGCGGCAGUGAAGUAUCUUUUGGCCGAGAAGGUUUUCGACACGAUCGAUGUAUUUGAGAAACGCAGCGCGGCGGCUGGAGUCUGGAACUAUUGCCCGGGCGCCUUGAAACAAGGCCUGUCGACACCUGUCCCCCAGCUUGAUCCGAACGAGCCUCUGGAAAAACCCAUAUGGCCGAAAGGGAAAUCAGACCCAGUCUUUGUAUCGCCCAUCUAUAGUACUCUGGAAACCAACAUCCCCAAGGAAUUGAUGAGCUUUGGAGACAAACCGUUCCCUGCGGACAGCCAAGUGCUACCCCAGCAUUCUACUGUGAAGAAGUAUUUGGAUGAUUACGCAGAGGAAGUGCGAAGCUUCAUUCGUUUCGAGACUCAGGUCGAAGAUGUGAGGCGGAAUGGCUCCGAAGCGAGCGCCUGGACUCUCUCCACUAGGGACCUGCGUACGGGAGUCAGCAAUACGCAUGGCUAUGAUGCUGUCGUUGUCGCCAGCGGACAUUACGACGUUCCUUAUACGCCCGAUAUAACCGGCAUUAAGGAGUGGAAUGAGAAUUACCCGGGUGUUAUCUCUCACUCCAAGUUCUUCGACUCCCCGGAUGAUUUUCGCGAUAAGAAAGUCAUUGUCGUGGGGAGUUCCGCAUCAGGAAUCGACAUUGGGAGCCAGAUCAGUACGGUGAGCAAGGGCAAGCUCCUGGCUUCGCAAAGGUCAGAGUCGUUCCUUGUGCCCUCCACUGCCGCGGACAAGGAAUACUUCCCUGAGAUAGUGGAGUUCCUGCCAGCAACUCAAGGUACAAGGGCAGUCCGCUUCGCGAAUGGUCGGGUUGAAUCCGAAAUCGAUGCGAUCGUCUUCUGCACCGGCUAUCUCUACUCGUUCCCAUUUCUGUCAUCCCUAGAUCCUCCGCUUAUCACGGACGGUCGCAGAACAUUAAACACCUAUCAGCAUCUUUUCUACACAUACGAUCCCACCCUAGUUCUACCGGCGCUGCCGCAGAGGGUCAUACCUUUCCCAUUGUCCGAGAACCAGGCUGCUGUUUAUGCCCGAGUCUGGUCUGGCCGACUUGCGCUGCCAUCUCUCAUCGAAAUGGAAGACUGGGAGAAGUUAACCGUGGCACAAAAGGGUAACGGGACCUCCUUCCACCUCUUGCCCUUCCCCCUUGACGCAAAUUACAUGAACUUCCUCUAUGAGUGGGCGUCCCAGGCAUCGCCUCGCCCUGGUCUUCUGAAUGACGGCAAUGGGAAGGUAGGGAACUACUGGGGAGAGCAAGAGAAAUGGCUGCGGCAGUUGUUCCCCGAAAUUCGAAGAGAAUUUAUUGCAAAGGGUGAGGCAAGGAAACGAAUUACAAGCCUUGAGAAGCUUGGCUAUGAUUUUGAACAAUGGAAACGGAGCCAGGAGGAAUCCUCCGUGAAGUUAUAAAAUAGACGCUACUAGAUAGACUUGCUAGCCAUGUUGCCUGAGGCAAAUUUUGUAAAUAUAGAUGGCCAGGCUUAGGUAGAAGUUAGAACCUAGAGAGAUGAAAUCCGAG